Messenger RNA from Astyanax mexicanus (Mexican tetra), 2108 nucleotides. RefSeq names its product angiopoietin-like 5 (gene angptl5). NCBI's taxonomy places the organism in Eukaryota, Metazoa, Chordata, Actinopteri, Characiformes, Acestrorhamphidae. The coding region runs from base 193 to 1362 and encodes 389 amino acids. The transcript is spliced from 8 exons. The record is from RefSeq and is a predicted model, not a curated record.
UGUAUAGUCGUGGACAAGUCCUGCUCUCUUUGUUGUGGUUUGGACAGCAGCAGCAGCAGCAGCACACUCUGCCUGUUGUACCGCAGCCAAGGAGGCAGUCCUAGAUCAUAAGACUCCUCUGUUUCUGCUCAUCUCACUGAAAAGAACUGCAUCUUCAUGCUCCUACUCAACUACGUAAACUGAGUAACUGACAUGAUUUGGAUCACUUUGUUUUGGCUUCAUAUUCUCCCAAAUCUGCUUGCAUUGCCAAACAUAACUCAGGACAUAAACAACAGCCCACUCAGUGAACCUGUGACGUUAUCUGAGACCUUUGAAGAUGUGUCUCUCAGAAGCCACAAGGACCAGCCUGGCAGAGAUCCAGGCAAAGAGAAGUGCACGGUACCGUGCGAGAUGACGGCGAAACUCAUGCGGGAUGAGAAGCAUUCUUUCUGCAAUAACCUCCAGCACGCCAUGACAACAUACGCCAGAGGUACGAGAAAGCUGAUCAGAGAUCUAAUAGAUGAACAGCAGAAGACUCUGGAAUUCCUCACCAGCCAGGUAAUGGAACUUAUGACCAAAGUCCACGCUCUCAGCUCAGAGGUGCAGAGAAGCAACAGUGAGAUGUUUGCUUUGAAGCCCCUCCAUGCGCAUGGCAAAGACUGCAGCGACAUCAAGGAGACACUAGGGGCAGUAGCUCCAAAAAUACCCAGUGGGAUUUACAUUAUAAACCCUGACAAUUCUGAACUAUUAUUUGAGGUGUUCUGUGAGAUGGAUUACAUGGAAGGCGGCUGGACUGUAAUACAGAGACGGACAGACGGCUUCACAGACUUUAAGCACUCCUGGACAAACUAUCUUGAUGGAUUUGGCCACUUACCAGGAGAACACUGGCUGGGUUUAAGGAAGGUCUUCAGCAUCGUCAGUCAGAAGAACACGCGUUUCCAGAUGCACAUUUCACUGGUCUCUCAAGACGACUCCACUGCGUUCGCCUCCUACGACAACUUCUGGCUUGAAGAUGAAAGCAAAUUUUUUGCAAUACACCUCGGCAGAUAUGCUGGUAGUGCAGGUGACGCCUUUAGGGGAUACGACCAAGAGCAGAAUCAGGACACAGCACCUUUCAGCACCUCUGACAUGGAUAAUGAUGGCUGUGUCCCAUUCUGCACUUUUAACGAGACAGCUGUGGAGAGCUGCAGCGUGCAUCACAAUAACACAGGCUGGUGGUUUAACCAGUGUGGCAGAGCAAACCUUAAUGGCUCCCCUCUGGACCAGGAUCGCUCUACUCAGCCACACAUGCGCUGGGACACAUGGACUAAGAACGGGCAGCCGGUCAGCAUCAAGUCAGUGACGAUGAAGAUCAGGAGAGUCGAUGGGUCCAACCUAAAAUAAGCUUUAUGAGCUUUAGGUAAUGGGAUCCCAGCCAACAUGAUCAUGUGAUUUUAGGCUGGAAUGUGCUUUAAGUGGGUUUGUAUAUAUGUUUGUAAAGGGACCAAUCAUCAAAGCCUGCCUUAAUCUUAUAUACAGUAGGUCCCAGCUAUGCCCCAUGUGCAGUGUGUACAACCUAGAUGGGAUGCAUGUUUUGCCUGUUACUGACAUUCAUAUUUGGGGCUAAAUUGGAGCCUAUGGACAAACAUUUUGGGCACUGUCACUAUAAUCAGAGGAUCGCUGGUUCGAAUCCUGAAUCAAGCUGCCUUUCCAUCAGCAGCCGGAGUCUGAGAGAGAGAGCACAAUUGGCCAUGCUCUUUCUGGGUGGGUAAAUGGCGCCCUUUUUUCCCCUCAUCAUUCCUAGUAUAAUGUUGGUCAGCACAGGCAUCUGAUAGCUGAUGUAUCAGAGCUGUGGGCACUUUCCUCCAAGUGUACUGGCUACCCAAUGAUGCUACUACAUCAGUGGCAAUUAAAAAAAGUGGUUGUCCUAAUGAGUGGGUUGGGUACAGUAAUUGACCUUUCAAAAUGGGGAAUAAAACUGGAAUAAAAUUAGAAAUACAUGGGCAUGUUCUCUGGGAUGGUAUUUUUUUAGGUUGGUGGAAUAGUUUACUAAUAGUUAGUCAAAAUGCACUUUUUAUCAUGAUAUUCUGUGGAAAUAAACAUGGCGGGCUCAACAAACUGGUGUUUAAAUGAAAUUCUUUGAAACUAAA